UGUUCACUGCCGCCAGUGAUGGAGGCGCGUGAAUGAUCCGCAUACCCUGAUAGCCAGCCGUUGCUGAGUUGUUCACACCAAAACGACCAUGUCCAAACCAAACUUCAUGACAGACGGUUCACGGUUGGGAACUACCCAGAUCAACGGGAUGAACAGUAGUACGCUAUCAGUGACCCACAAUGGCGCAUAACCCUUCCCGUCAGAUAACCCAUGACCACGGGAAAGAAAGGCAUUGUAUAUAUCAGAGACGUCAAGUGCCUUUCCCAUUAUCUCAUGCCAGUUCACAGAACAGCUGCCAACGCAUCGUUUGUUGGGUCAACAUUUUGCCCUUUCUAUUUCCCUUUCUUUUGUGUUUGGGUUUUCCUAUUUCUCUAGCGCUCUGGUCAUACAUUGUCCUUCGUCCUUGAGCAUCAUCUUCCAAGGAGUUCCGGGUUCAGCUCUUUUCGACUUUCUCUUUUCAACAGCAAACCAUCAAAUAAUUCAAGUGUUGCUGGUCAACAUCACCGUAUUGUCUUCCAUCGCCGCAGCUCUCGAUCUCCAUCUCACUCACUCCUCGAUAACUGGCUUGUCGGUUACUUUUUCACGGCAUCGAGACCACAUUUACUUAAUCUUCUGCUAUCAAACUAUUCUUUUUUUUUUUCGACCACAAUUAACACCGGCAAGAUGGGUAAAUUCGCUGGUAAUCUAGCCCGAGCGGGAGCAGAAAAGGCAGUGGCUAUCCAAUGCGGGCCCUGGUUCAAAUUCAUCAAACUCGCCCCUCUAACCUUCAUCAUCCCCACCAUCCUCUUCCUCAUCCUCUCCCUCGCCGGCUGUCUCUCCUCAGCCCCCACCAUCCCCUCCCUCUACGUCGUCGCCCUGACCUCCUCCUCCAACGGCACGCUUGCGCCCAUGCAAGUCCGUCUCGGCUACUUUGGCAUGUGCGGCGACGACGGCGACACGCGCACCUGCCUGUCCGCCGCCGGCCACUACGACCCGGACGAGCCCCAGGACAUCAUCCACCUCACCGAGCUCUUGUUCCCCCAAGUCAUGAACAACAGCAACGCCCGCGGCGCCAUUCCGGAGCUGCAGAACAUGGUCUUGACGGGGCUGGACCUCCAGGACCAGAUCUUCGGCAAGGUGCUCCUCACCGGCUCGGCGCUGUUCGCCCUGGGCUUGGUCCUCAUGUUCCCCCUGAAGCUGGUCAAGAAGAAGCUUGCCAAGCUGGCGCCCGGUACUCCGCUCACCAAGAAACAACAGUUUAUUAGAAGGGCGUGCUAUUCGACUAUCUGGGCGGGGCUGAUGAUUGUUUUUGCCGCUUGCAUCGGGACGACCGAGACCGCGGGCGCGCUGGGGCAUGCGACGGCGCAUAUCAAGGGGUCGAGCAUCCUGAUGAAGGAGGGCGUGACGCUGCAGGUGCUGCAGUGGAUGGCGUUUGGGUUCAUGUUCCUGUUCGUCUUGACCAUGCCGAUUAUGUUGUUCGUCAAGAGGGAGAACCCUCUGGAUCAGUACAUGAGUGCCGAGGGAAUCAAGGAGAAGGCGUUUGGGUUUGCUAAGGGGUAUGCGAUGGAUAAGGUGAAGAAGCCAAAGAGGGCCUUGUUCUUUGGAAGGCAAAAGUCCCAGCAGGAGGAUAUGGUGUGAGCUGGCUGGCUGACUAGCUGGCUGGCUGACCGUGAAUGGAAGGGGAGGGAAGGGAUGGCGUGGUAAAAAGGGGGGAAGCUAUCUAUCUGAUCUGUGAACGAUAGAAGGAAGGCGGUUUGCGUUGAUCUGGUUCAUAUAUCAAGGCGUUGUUGGUUGUCUUUUUUUGGCGGGAUUCGGUGGGAGGGAAGGAAAUCUUAACGAUAUGGCAUUGCAAAGAAUGUUCGGCACUGGAUUUCGGGGAGUUAUCCGGAUAGAGCAGACUACAAGACCUUCUUUAAUGGUAAAAUACCAAGACCACCUAAAUGGCGGCAAUCCACAACA
Neurospora crassa OR74A is the source of this 1938-nucleotide messenger RNA. RefSeq lists its product as hypothetical. The transcript is spliced from 2 exons. The coding region runs from base 664 to 1617 and encodes 317 amino acids. The record is from RefSeq and is a predicted model, not a curated record. Lineage: Eukaryota; Fungi; Ascomycota; Sordariomycetes; Sordariales; Sordariaceae. Gene Ontology annotation, cellular component: membrane.